Messenger RNA from Fusarium musae, 999 nucleotides. RefSeq lists its product as uncharacterized. The record is from RefSeq and is a predicted model, not a curated record. Gene Ontology annotation, biological process: nucleoside metabolic process. Lineage: Eukaryota; Fungi; Ascomycota; Sordariomycetes; Hypocreales; Nectriaceae. Gene Ontology annotation, molecular function: catalytic activity. The transcript has a single exon. The coding region runs from base 1 to 999 and encodes 332 amino acids.
AUGGCGGACCCUUCAACCUACACUGUUGGGUGGAUCUGCGCCUUGACAACAGAGCUAGUUGCGGCGAGGAGCUUCUUCGAUGAAGAAUACGAAGUGGCACUGGAAGCACAAGCUCCUGGAGACAACAACAGUUAUUCGUUCGGGAGAAUGGGGACGCAUGACGUUGUCGUGGCAUGUUUACCCAGAGCCGAGUACGGAAUAGCCCCAGCUGCAUCUGUAGCCAGAGACAUGUUACGAACCUUUCCAAAUAUUCGAGUUGGGCUUAUGGUCGGCAUUGGUGGCGGUGCCCCGAGCCCCGAGCAUGACAUUCGUCUUGGUGAUGUCGUAGUCAGUGUCCCCUCGGGAGCCAAAGGAGGAGUUCUUCAUCACAACCGCGGCAAGACAGUACAGGAGCAGGAGUUCCAAUUGACUGGAUCAUUGAAUCAGCCACCCCAAUUCCUUUUGACUGCUGUCGGGUCACUAGAAGCGGAUUACGAAGCUCAAGGCCAUGAACUGAACGAAAGAAUCGAAGAAGCACUCAGUAAACGACCUCGCCUCAAGAAACGGUAUGCUCGUCCCUCAGCAGAGACAGAUCGGCUCUAUGAAGCAAGCCACAUUCAUAGAGAAUCCCCAACAUCUACAGCAUGCAAAGACAACUGUGGCGAAGAAAACUUCAUCGCUCGAGAGGCCCGAGGUGAUGGUGAUGAUGACCCAAUGAUCCAUUAUGGUCUCAUUGCCAGCUCUGACAAGCUCAUGAAGGAUGCAACUGUACGGGACAAUCUGGCAAAGGAAGAGGGCGUACUGUGCUUUGAGAUGGAAGCAGCUGGCUUGAUGAAUCACUUCCCCUGUCUGAUUAUCCGCGGGAUCUGCGACUAUGCCGACUCUCACAAGAACAAAGAAUGGCAAGGCUUUGCGGCAAUGACUGCUGCAGCUUAUGCGAAGGAGUUGCUUCAGAAGAUUCUACCAACCAACAUACAACACCAGAAGCCUCUUGCGGAAGUACUCGGCGAAAGUGAGUAA